AUGGCCUCUUCUAGCAAGCUUAGCAAAUCUGAUGGUGAACCAUUAUCUAAUCCACAACAAUACAGAAGCAUCGUUGGCGCUCUUCAAUAUGUCACCUUAACUCGCCCGAAACUGUCCUACUCUGUUAACAAAGUUUGUCAAUUUAUGCAUAAUCCCAGCAGUGAACAUUGGGCUAGCGUCAAGAGAAUUCUUUGGUAUCUCAAGAAAACUAUCUCUCAUGGACUUUUCCUCAGCAAAUCUUCUUCUCAUGCCAUUCAAGCCUUUUGUGAUGUGGAUUGGGCUGGAUGUCCAAAUGAUCGCCGCUCAACUGGUGGGUUUGCUAUUUAUCUUGGCUAUAACUUGGUCUCGUGGUCAGCCAAAAAGUAA
Molecule: messenger RNA, 366 nt
Organism: Prunus armeniaca (apricot)
Lineage: Eukaryota; Viridiplantae; Streptophyta; Magnoliopsida; Rosales; Rosaceae
Source: the annotation of a GenBank genome assembly